Molecule: messenger RNA, 3290 nt
Organism: Tachyglossus aculeatus (Australian echidna)
Lineage: Eukaryota; Metazoa; Chordata; Mammalia; Monotremata; Tachyglossidae
Gene: ARHGEF19
Product: Rho guanine nucleotide exchange factor 19
Exons: 15
Coding region: 1-2589 (862 amino acids)
Biological process (GO): activation of GTPase activity; regulation of actin cytoskeleton organization
Molecular function (GO): guanyl-nucleotide exchange factor activity; protein binding
Source: RefSeq, a predicted model, not a curated record
AUGGACUACCGAGCGCAGCCUGACUUCCAGCCCCACCUGGCUUCUCUGCCUUACGGGCUGGGGGCAGGGCCCCUGGGGCCACUGCCCAGAGGGGCGGCCCAGGACCCAGAGGAGCCGACCAGCCCCAGGUGCCACCCGGUGGCUGUGUGCCAACAAGAGAGCUUGUCCUUCACCGACCUGCCCACCCCAGCGACCUUUGACCUUUUCCCCUUCUCCACCGAGGACCCGGCAAGGCCAAGCCACUGGUUGUUGAGACCUCAGGGCUCCCCAGAUCGGGAUCACGGGCUGCUCUGGCCCCUGCCCAUUGGGGAUCAGAACCCUGGAGUCCCCGCUGGCGUCGGGCCCCGACAGGGCAGGGCGGACAGCUGGUGCCCUUGUCCCCUUGCCCGCCCCACAGACCCGCUGCCCCUUGGAGACUCUGCACUCGACAAGUUCCUGGGGGGACCCAGGAGUCCCCGGCACCCGGAGCUCCAGCGCCGAGCUAGCCGCAGCUCUGAGAAGUCUGCCUGGCGGAAAAUGCGGGUAUAUCACAGCGAAGAUACAGGAGGCAGCCCUGGUUCCGAGGACCAUGUGGCCUUCCUGGAGGCUGGAGUGGAGGAACCAGAGCCGCCCGCGGCCCCUGAGGUGCCCAAGACCCUGGAGUCGGUGCUGCCAACCCCAGCCCGGGAGGGCACGAAAGAGCCAGAAAGAAGGCGCUUCUCGGCCUCGGAGCUGAUGAACAGGCUGCAGUUCUCCCAGCGACGCCCCACCUUCUCCCUUCGCCUGGGCAAGGCCCUCUCUGCCAAGGCUGGGCCCAAGGAGAGGGGGGCCUGGCCUGCCCGAGAAGGCAAAGGCCUCUGGAAGGAGCAGAGCUGCCCGGAGCCGAGCUGCCCAGAGCCGCAGGGUUGUGGCACUGUGACCCCUGUAACGGGGGCACCCGGAGAGAGGCAAAGCAGCUGGCCCAGCCCUAGGCCCGAGAGGCUGGAAGAGCCAGCCCCAAACACCUGGGUCCCCCAUGAGCGGCGCCAGUCUCGGUUUCUCCUUAACUCUGUGCUGUACCAGGAAUACAGCGACGUGGCCAGUGACCGCGAGCUGCAGCGGCAGAAGUGUGAGGACGCUGUGGCGGAGGAGGUGGAGGAAGAGGAGGAAGGAGGAAGGGAGGAGGAGGAGGGGCCAGGCCCGCCGCGCGCCAACCUGUCCCCCAGCAGCUCCUUCCGGGCGCAGCGCUUCUCCCGCAGCUCCACCUUCUCCCUGUGGCAGGACAUCCCCGACGUGCGGGGCAGUGGCGUGCUGGCCACCAUCAGCCUCCAUGAGUGCAAACUGCAGGAGGCCAAGUUUGAGCUGAUCACGUCGGAGGCCUCCUACAUCCACAGCCUGUCGGUGGCCGUGGGGCACUUCCUGUGCUCGAGGGAGCUGGGCGAAUGCUUAGGGGCCCAGGAGAAGCAGUGGCUCUUCUCCAAGCUGCCCGAGGUCAAGGACACCAGCGAGAGGUUCCUGCAGGAGCUGGAGCAGCAGCUGGAGAGGGACGUGCUUCGCUUCGAAGUGUGCGAUAUCGUCCUGCGCCACUGCCCGGCUUUCCGCCGCGUCUACCUGCCCUACCUCACCAACCAGGCCUACCAGGAGCGGACCUACCAGCGCCUGCUACUGGAGAACCCCAAGUUUCCCGGCAUCCUGGCCCGGCUGGAGGAGGCGCCCAUUUGUCAGCGUCUUCCCCUCACCUCCUUCCUCAUCCUGCCCUUCCAGAGGAUCACCCGCCUCAAGAUGCUGGUGGAGAACAUCCUGAAGCGGACAGCACAGUCUUCUCCCGGAGAAGACAUAGCCACCAAGGCCUUCAACGAGCUCAAGAAGCUGGUGCAGGAAUGCAAUGCCAGUGUCCAGUCCAUGAAGAGGACGGAGGAGCUCAUUCACCUCAACAAGAAGAUCCAUUUUGAGAGCAAGAUCUUCCCACUGAUCUCCCAGUCCCGCUGGCUGGUGCGGCACGGGGAGCUAGUGGAGCUGGCUCCCCCCCUCCCACCCACCGCGACCCCCACCAAGCUCAAGCUGUCCAGGAAGGCUGUCUACUUGCACCUCUUCAAUGACUGUCUGCUGCUCUCCCGCAGGAAGGAGACGGGGAAGUUUGCCGUGUUCGUCUAUGCCCAGGUGCCCGAGCUGAAGGUGAAGGAUCUGAGUUGGAAGCUACAGGGAGUCCCCGGCCAGAUCUUCCUCCUGCAGCUCUUCCACAGUCAGCAGCGGAUCAAGCACCAGCUCCUGCUGCGGGCACACACUGAGAGUGAGAAGCAACGGUGGAUCUCUGCCCUGUCCCCAUCCAGCCCCGAGGCUGACAAGGAGUAUUUCAGCGGGAGAGAAGACUCUCCCCAGGUGCAGUGCAUCAGAGCCUACAAGGCCCUGCAGCCUGAUGAGCUGACUCUGGAGAAGGCUGACAUCCUGGCAGUCAAGACCAAGACCAGCGAUGGUUGGCUGGAGGGGAUCCGGUUGGCCGAUGGCGAGAGGGGCUGGGUGCCCAGGGCCUACGUGGAAGAGAUUGUGAGCUUCGGUGCCCGUCUACGCAACCUGCGGGAGAACAGGAGGAUCAAGAGCGCUACCCGCAAGCUGGAGGAAGAGACGGUUUGACCGCCGGGGCUUGGCUUCCCCUGCCCGGCCCAGAGCGACCCCUCAGCAGGGCUAGGCUUGGCUGUCUCCCCAGGGCUCUGACUGCCUGGAUCAUAGCUGCGACCCCAGGAUUUUAGAACUCCUCUGCCCGGUCCGGAGCAGCCCCUUGCUGGGCUGGCUCCCCAGUACUCUGCCCGGACCAUAGUUGUGACCCCAAACUUUAGAACUCCCCCGCCCGGCCCGAAGCGGCCCCUUGGCAGGGCUGGGUUGGGCCGAAUUCCUGGGUCUCUGGCUGCCCGGACCUGUACUCAUGACCCCAGGACUUUAGAACUCCCCUAACGUGGCCCCUCUGCAGGCUGGGCUGGGCUGGCUCCCUGGGUUUCUGAUUUCCUGGACAGUAACCAUGAUCCCAGGAUUUUAGAAUGCCCCCACCUGUGCCUGGCUUGGAGCUGGGAGCAGGUUUCAGGUCCUAUCCACCUCUUCCACAGCCUCUGUGCCUGGGGAAGGGACCCCCUGGUGAGUGGAGGCGAAUGGAGGCUCUGGAGGCUCCACUCAGAAGAGGUGGAGGGACUUACCCUGCUGAGGGUAGUGGGAAUCCCGGACUCUGACUCAACCCAGGGUCCUUCCUUUCCUCCCCAGAGGAGGCUACUGCCAGCUGGUUUGAGCUGCCCCUGCUCUGGGCUGGGGAAGCCUGGAACUGGGAGGCUGGGAACUCCCGGACU